This is a messenger RNA of Kwoniella mangroviensis CBS 8507, 1026 nucleotides long. RefSeq lists its product as uncharacterized. The record is from RefSeq and is a predicted model, not a curated record. Lineage: Eukaryota; Fungi; Basidiomycota; Tremellomycetes; Tremellales; Cryptococcaceae. The transcript is spliced from 7 exons. Gene Ontology annotation, biological process: amino acid transmembrane transport. Bases 1 to 1026 code for a protein of 341 amino acids. Gene Ontology annotation, cellular component: membrane. Gene Ontology annotation, molecular function: amino acid transmembrane transporter activity.
AUGUCCAGCUCAAGUGUACAUACGAGCUCCAACAUACCUGAUUAUGGUACACCAAAGGAUGUCGUUGAUGCCGUCCAGGUCCAAACUUUUGAUACUGCCGAGGCUCCUGCAGAGAACAUCUUCUCGAAUCAUGCUCAAAGAGGUCUGAAGAUGAGGCAUUUACAGCUCAUCGCUAUCUCAGGUGCCAUCGGAUCAUCGGUCUUCCUGUCCAUCGGAUCUCCCUUGACAGGUGGUCCCUUGGCUUUAUUGAUUGGUGUGAUACUAUGGUCCACCGUUGUCUGGGCCAUCAGUAACUGUUUGGUCGAAAUGUGUACUCUGUUCCCUGUUGAAGGUGGUUUCGUUUACUACGCUACUCGAUUCUUGGACCCUUCUUUAGGUUUCUCCUUGGGUUGGAAUUAUUUCCUCUGUCAAGUCUCAUUGAUUUGCGGAGAGUUUACAUCGAUGAAUGUUUUGGUCGCAUACUGGGCUCCUGAUCUCACACCGGCUGUUAUCAUCUCAGUCGGUUUGGCUCUCUUGCUCUUUGUUCAGGUCUUCAAUGUUAGAGUAUACGGUGAAACCGGUAAGUCAGACCUGUACAUGUUCUCAUCACCACACGGAUCACUGACCCCUGUGAACAAUUUCGCACAAUUUUGGAUCAGUAUCGGUAAAAUUUUCAUGAUCUUUGGUGCUGUCAUCUUUACUUUCAUCACUAUGGUGGGAGGAAACCCAAAACAUGACAAAUACGGAUUCAGAUUCUGGAAAGAUCCGGGACCUUUCGCCGAUUCCUCUGGAGUCGAUAGAGCUCAAGCUAUUUGGCACGCCGUGCAAUGGGCCGCAUACGGUAUUGUUGGUCCCGAUUAUAUCGCUUUGGCUGCUGGGGAAGUACAGAACCCCCGAAGGGUAUUGCCAAAAGCCUUCAACUCGACGAUUUAUAGAAUUCUAGGGUUCUACGUAGGAGGUGCUUUCUUUGCUGGUAUCAACGCUUCUUCGAAUGAUCCCUCUCUUCUGGGUUCUACAGGCGCUGCCAAAAUCACCUUACAUCAUUAA